AGUAGAGGACGCCGGUCGCUGUCGCUUGUCGACGGUAAAAUUGAAAAUCGGCCAUUUUAUAUUUUCACUGAGUCGGUGUCGCAUUUGUUAUUAACAAAUUAACAAUACAUUUGCUGUUUCCACUUUUCUAAACCUAUAAGUUUGUGCAUAACUGCUGAAAAAAUUAUAAAUUUAACUUGCUUUGAGAUCUUUCAAUAAGUGCAUACACUGUUUGUGCGAAAAAAUGGCGAACCGUCGCCCUCAAGGAGGUGGUAGGCGCAUGGAUUUUGGCCGCAACGAUCGAUCGAAGAAUUUUCGUGGUGGUGUUUCACCAUGGCAAGGUGGCGGCCCGGGCGGUGAUCUUCCGAACCUCCUUCCUCUGGGAGGUGGCCCCACUGAAGCUACUCUGGCUCUUGCUAGCAACAUUAUCAACCUUCUCCAACCGCGUCAGAAUCCGGUGCCUUCCUUACUCGACAUGCCUAUGCGGCGUGAUUUUGGUCCAAACAUGAAUCGGUAUGACCGAGGUUAUGGACCAAAUAGGAUGGGCAAUCAAGGUAAUUUCCGGCGUACGGGAAAUUACAAUCGUGCUGGUGAGCGUAUCAACAAUCGUAAGCCGUUCAGGCCCAAUGAUGGGCCAAGACAACAAAACAAGAGCUCCCCGAAAAAGGAUGCCGAUUCAAAGGCUAAGCCUGUUAAGGACAGCGAGGAAAACAAUGAUUCUGAUAAGCCGGAAAAAUCUGAAGAGGACAAGAAAGAUACUCCGAAAACACGCUAUGAUGAUAUCAACCCGCAACUACUGAAGUGCCACAUCUGUAACAAGAGUAUGUGGGAUGGAAGGUCAUUUGAAAAUCAUCUCAGUGGUCGAGCUCAUGCCAUUAUGAUGCAAAAGACUGCAGAGAGUUAUGCUCUCACUGCUGAUACUAUGAGGCAAGAAUUCAAGAUACGAGAAAUGAAACGGACUCGUAAAGCGGGGCAGCAGCCGCCGCGCGACUUCUACUGCGCCAUGUGCGACAUGUACGCGGCCGACGGUGCCAUCCACCGCACCACGGUCGGACAUCGCAAGCUCAAGAAGUACCUGCACCCCACCUGCACCUCGUGUCACAAGGAGAUGCCCACCAGGAUCGAGCUGGACGAACAUCGUCUCACUGCUGAGCAUUUGAAGAAUAUGCAGGAUAAGCAGGAGGUCAUCUCCAAGCCGAAACCAGAAGUGAUGAUAAUAUCAACUCUGAAUAUGGAGCAGAUGUACCUUCGUGAUGACAGACAACGUUGGAAGCGCGGAGAGCGACAAGAUCGGGACAAGGAUGAGGCAGAGAAGGACAGUGAGGCUAAGAAGGAGGAAGGUGAAGUCGAAAUUAAGAAGGAACAAGAAGAUGUUGAAGUUAAGCAGGAGCCAGAAGUGAAGAAAGAGAGCCUUGAUAAUGAAACCACAAUCCUGGACUUCAAAGAGGGAGAUGACAUUACCAAUAUGACUGCUGAAAUGUUGCCCGUUUACAGCACGGAGCGCGGCGUGGGGCGCUCGUUCCUAUCGCCCUUCAGCUGCGUGCAGUGCACGCUCUGCCGUAAGCUGCUGGACAGCGACGAGACCGCCGAGGUGCACCUGCGCACCUGGCGCCACCACCAGCUUUUCGUGCGCCUGCUGGGCGACAAGAGCGGCAACCAGGUACUUAUACAACCAACAGCAGAGAGUAGUAAGCGGGCGAUCAAUAAUGACGAUUCUGGUACAUGGAAGAGACGCAAGACAACCCGUGACGAUGAAGAGGAAGAACAAAAAGAACAGAAUGGACAUGAGAGUACUGUUAAAAAAGAGCCAGUAGAGACCGAAGCAGAAGUUGAAACUAAUUUGUUCAAUGAAGAUGGUGAUCUCCCCGCUGCUGAUGACCUUGAGGACUGGGAGCAGUCGGUAGAUGAGAUACUUUACGAUGAGAACAAACGCGAAGACAAACCAGAGGAAAAAGCAGAACCACCAGUUGAAGAAGAACCAAAAGCUGCUGAGCCCGAAGAAGUAAAAGCAACUCCUCCACCAACCGCUCAACCGAAGUCUUCACCCACGGGUCGUGGCAGAGGGCGCCGUCGUUAUUAGACGCAUUGAUUGUUUGUUCAUUGGACAAUCAUAAUAUCACUCCCAUACAUUUUAUAAAUCAUAAUAAGGCAACAGUACCGUCUGGUUAUCUCUACUGCGAGAUUUCACGUAAUUAUCAAAGUUACUGCAGAGAGAAACAUAUGAAACAGCAUGUAGAACGGCAAAAUGCCGAUUCACUUUUUGAAAAUUACAUUUACGUUAUAUAACUGUGAUGAAAUUCACCCAUCAGCUUAUUGCAAGAACUCAUUAAUUCAAAAAAGUGACAUUUGUGCGUUUAUAAUAAAUUAAUAUGUAUUAUGACACAUUUUUUUUUUUAUCAGAUAUACUUUUGACAGCUUUGGUCAGAUUUGAUUGUAACAGAAUGCGAGCUUACAUUUAUUCUAUGUUAAGGAUUAACAAGG
This is a messenger RNA of Vanessa tameamea, 2460 nucleotides long. It is a transcript of the gene Pep, whose product is annotated as zinc finger protein on ecdysone puffs. Bases 224 to 2059 code for a protein of 611 amino acids. The record is from RefSeq and is a predicted model, not a curated record. Gene Ontology annotation, cellular component: nucleus. NCBI's taxonomy places the organism in Eukaryota, Metazoa, Arthropoda, Insecta, Lepidoptera, Nymphalidae. The transcript has 11 exons.